Molecule: messenger RNA, 1701 nt
Organism: Oncorhynchus kisutch (coho salmon)
Lineage: Eukaryota; Metazoa; Chordata; Actinopteri; Salmoniformes; Salmonidae
Product: serine/threonine-protein kinase DCLK1-like
Exons: 4
Coding region: 1-1701 (566 amino acids)
Biological process (GO): protein phosphorylation
Molecular function (GO): protein kinase activity; ATP binding
Source: RefSeq, a predicted model, not a curated record
AUGCACAUCGGUCCUGCCCGAUGCCACACUGGAUCAAUCUGUAGGAUUGAGGAGGAGUCCCUCAGCCAAUCAGAACAUUGCUCCUCAGAUUCUAAACAGGAAAAGGCGGGGACUAAACAGGAAAUGAUUUUUGACCUUCCGUCUGACAAUAGUGAUGUCACUCUGUCGGAUAUUGAGCGUUACUAUGACAUCGGCCGCACGGUCGGAGACGGAAACUUUGCUGUUGUGCGCGAGUGUCGUCGGCGCAACAACGGGGAAGCCUUCGCCAUAAAGAUUGUGGAGCGCUCAAAGCUGAUUGGUCGAGAGCACAUGAUGCAGAACGAGCUGAGCAUUCUGGGUAGCUUGUCACAUCCCCGCGUGGUGCGCCUCUUCACACACCACCACACACACACACAUUCCUAUCUUGUCAUGGAGAUGAUUACCGGGGGCGACCUGUUCGAGGCGAUUGCAGAGCGUGGGAAGUUUCCGGAAGAGGAGGCGGGGCAGAUGGUGUGUGAUGUCAGUGAAGCUCUGAGAUACAUUCACAGCAAGACCAUAGUACACAGAGACCUGAAACCUGAAAACCUACUGGUGGAGUACAGUAAUGAUAGGGUCAGUAGGUUGAAGCUGGGUGAUUUUGGUCUAGCCAUGGUUGUAACAGAACCCAUCUUCACUGUGUGUGGAACACCCACCUAUGUCGCCCCGGAGAUCCUCUCAGAGACAGGGUAUGGUCUGCCGGUAGACCUGUGGGCGUUGGGGGUGAUAGUCCACAUCCUGCUCUGUGGGUUCCCUCCGUUCCGGAGAAGGGACGGAGACCAAGAGGAGCUGUUCCAGAUGAUCAGAGAGGGACACCUCACAUUCCUGGCCCCUUACUGGGAUCACAUAUCUGACGCAGCACAAGGCCUGGUGAAAGCCUUGCUACAGGUGAAUCCAACAGAGAGACUGACAGCAGUGCAGACUCUGAAGCAUCCCUGGAUUCAGACCACUACAGACCAGAACAGACCAGUACCGACCAGCACAGAGUCCAUCCACUACAGACCAGUACCGACCAGCACAGAGUCCAUCCCCUACAGACCAGUACCGACCAGCACAGAGCAUCAAAAUCAUCAACCCAACUUAACUCAUCGAAAGCCCCAAGCAACCAGUCGUCUGCUCCAACAAAAGCACAUCCAAUCCCGCCAGCCCACCACCCAUCCAGACCACCACCCAUCCAGCCCACCACCCAUCCAGCCAGACCACCACCCAGCCAGACCACCAUCCAUCCAGCCCACCACCCAUCCAUCCAGCCCACCACCCAUCCAGCCAGCCCACCACCCAUCCAGCCAGCCCACCACCCAUCCAUCCAGCCCACCACCCAUCCAUCCAGCCCACCACCCACCCAUCCAGCCAACACCCAUCCAGCCAGCCCACCACCCAUCCAGCCCACCACCCAUCCAGCCAGCCCACCACCCAUCCAGCCAGCCACCACCCAUCCAUCCAGCCCACCACCCAUCCAUCCAUCCAGCCCACCACCCAUCCAGCCCACCACCCAUCCAUCCAGCCAACACCCAUCCAGCCCACCACCCACCCAUCCAGCCAGCCCACCACCCAUCCAGCCCACCACCCAUCCAGCCAGACCACCACCCAUCCAGCCAGACCACCACCCAUCUCAACCACCCCACCCAUCUCAACCACCCCACCCAUCCAGCCCACCACCCAUCCAGCCCACCACCCUAUCUAUAA